Molecule: messenger RNA, 1740 nt
Organism: Trypanosoma brucei brucei TREU927
Lineage: Eukaryota; Euglenozoa; Kinetoplastea; Trypanosomatida; Trypanosomatidae
Product: paraflagellar rod component Par4, putative
Exons: 1
Coding region: 1-1740 (579 amino acids)
Source: RefSeq, a predicted model, not a curated record
AUGGCUCCGAAGAGGGGAAGGAAGAAGGGUAACAAGGAGGUGAGUGCGGAGAUUCUCCGCAUGCAACAGCUCCGCGCACAAGAAGCCGAGGGGGAGGAAAUCCAGAAGCGUGAGAAUGAGCGCCGUGACCGAGAGGAGCAGGAGGAACGCAUAACUCUGUGGAAGGAGGAACAGGUUCGAAUUCUCCGUGAGAAGGAAGGAAAAGUGAAGGAGCUCAUGGCCAAGGUGGAGCAACUGACUGCUACGUUAAGGGAGGAGCGUAUGGCAUCCGAGGUCCAGGUUGAGCAAUUAGUGCUCAUGCGUGACACAUUGCUGAAUGAGGUGGGUCUGUUGCGAUUGGAGGUGGAGGAGAAACAGAAACUUCUCGUACAGGAAAAGCACACAGCGGAGUUGCAAUUGAACAAUCUUCGUGCAGAAACUGAAAAAACAAUCAGUUCAAUCGAGUGCGAUAAUGAGAAUCUCCGUGUAGAACUGCGCGUUGCGAAGGAGGAUCAUUCGGAGUACCGAAUAAAAAUGGAGGCGCGUAUGGACGAGAAGGAGGGGGAGAUACGCAGUCAUGCGUUGACGAUUGCUGGUUUGCAACGGGAACUCGAAAAGGCAAUAUCGAUGAACCGUUCGAUGCAGGAGGUUGUAGAAACACGGGAGGCAGAUGACAGGAAAAAUGUCGCCUUGAUGCAGAUGCUCAAUGCGCAAAUUGAAGAAAACAAACGCCGUUACGAAGAGCAACUUGAGGAGGAACAGCGGCAGGCAAGCAUCGAAAGGGAAAAGUACCUUCAGCUAGAGGCAAAGUGCUCUCGGUUCGAGGAUGAGGUAGAAGCAUUGAAGAAAGAGAACACUGACAUAAAAAUGAACUCAGAUGUGGUGUUACGUGAUUAUAAGCAGCAAUUGGAACAAGUCAAGCAUGAUUCGCAGUACCUCUCUGGAGAGCUACAAACCAUCCACGAAAAACGUGCUGUGGAAAACGAGGAGAUGCAGAACGAGAGGGAGAAACUCGAAAAGGAGUUGGAGGCCACGUUCGUUGAGCUUGAGAGCAAUCAAAGACGAAUGGAGGAACUUGAGCAUUUGUUGCGGCGGAAGGAACGAGAAAACUUCGACAAAAUAACAUUUCUUAACGCCCAAAUAGCCAAUAACCGGACUGCCACUUCCCAGCUUCAACAAAAACUUCUGAGCGAGCGAAGGGCUUAUGAGAUCGAAAUAUCGCGGACGACCGAAGAGGCAAAGGAGAAAGAAAGGGAACUUGACACUGCGCGCCAGCUAGUCGCACAAAGUAAGGACGGGGCAAAAGAACGGGAGGCGAAACUUCUUUCAGACAUCGCAGUGCUAAAAUCACAACACUUACAGCUGCAAGCAACACUGCAAGGGAGCCAAAACACACUCGAUACAGCAGUGGCGGCGAAAGAUGGGGAAAUCGCGAGACUGCGCCGCCUCCUUGACGCGCACUUCAUCCCCCACAGGAAUACGAUCGAGGGGGAGGUGGAGACGCAUGAGGGAACGAUAGCAAUAUUAUCCGAGAAGAUCUCUGAACUGACGCGCGAAAUGGAGGUGCGGGAGCAGCUGGCUCUUGAAACUGAAACACAACUGAAGGCCCGCAUUUUCAACCAAGAGGAGGUAAUUGACGCACUCCGGGAGGAUUUGCGUGUUUGUGAGUCGCGGCGCCGAGAGGAGCUUCGUUCUUCGGAAGAUGAAGUUUCCCGCCUGAAGAAGACGCUCGAGGUUCACUUUAUACCAUAUGAGAUGUAG